GUGCUGCUGGAGAGAAUGACAGGGGGGAUAUUUGAGUCCAUUGAAAGUGGCCCAUCAGGUGCUGAGGAACUAGCCUUUAAAUUUGCUUUAAACACAAUCAACAGGAACAGAACCCUACUGCCAAACACCACACUCACCUACGACAUCCAAAGGAUAAACAUCUAUGACAGCUUUGAAGCCUCCAGGAAAGCAUGUGACCAGCUUUCCCUGGGGGUGGCAGCCAUCUUUGGUCCCUCUCACAGUUCUUCAGCUAAUGCAGUCCAGUCCAUUUGCAAUGCACUGGGGGUGCCACAUAUCCAGACCAAGUGGAAGCACCAGGUGUCCGACAACAGAGACGUCUUCUACGUUAGCCUCUAUCCAGACUUCUCCUCCCUCAGCCAAGCGAUUCUGGACCUGGUCCACUUCUUCAAGUGGAAGACAGUCACUGUAGUUUAUGAUGACAGCACUGGUCUGAUUCGGCUGCAAGAGCUUAUAAAGGCACCAUCCCGGUACAACAUCCGUUUAAAGAUCCGGCAGCUGCCUGCAGAGACCAAGGAUGCCAAGCCACUUCUAAAGGAGAUGAAGAGGGGGAAGGAGUUCCACAUCAUCUUUGACUGUGGCCAUGAAAUGGCUGCUGGAAUCCUGAAGCAGGCUCUUGCUAUGGGGAUGAUGACAGAAUAUUAUCACUACAUCUUCACUACACUGGAUCUGUUUGCACUGGAUGUGGAGCCUUACCGAUACAGUGGUGUGAACAUGACAGGCUUCAGGAUCCUCAACACUGAGAACAGCCAAGUGGCCUCCAUCAUAGAAAAAUGGUCCAUGGAGCGACUGCAGGCUCCACCCAAACCUGACUCUGGUCUACUGGACGGCUUCAUGACCACGGACGCUGCACUGAUGUACGAUGCCGUGCACGUGGUGGCCGUGGCUGUGCAGCAGUCUCAGCAGAUCACUGUCAGCUCAUUACAGUGCAACCGACACAAGCCCUGGCGCUUCGGGAACCGCUUCAUGGCCCUCAUCAAAGAGGCCCACUGGGAUGGCCUUACCGGGAGAAUCACAUUCAACCGCACCAAUGGCUUGAGGACAGACUUUGACCUUGACGUCAUCAGCCUGAAGGAGGAGGGCCUUGAGAAGAUUGGUACCUGGGAUCCUCCAAGUGGCCUGAACAUGACAGAAAACCAGAAGGGGAAGACAACAAAUGUCUCUGAUUCCUUGUCCAAUCGAUCCCUGAUCAUCUCCACCAUACUG
This is a messenger RNA of Monopterus albus (swamp eel), 1224 nucleotides long. Its product is annotated as glutamate receptor ionotropic, kainate 2-like. The transcript is spliced from 9 exons. The annotation marks the transcript as partial. Lineage: Eukaryota; Metazoa; Chordata; Actinopteri; Synbranchiformes; Synbranchidae. The record is from RefSeq and is a predicted model, not a curated record.